Molecule: messenger RNA, 783 nt
Organism: Fusarium redolens
Lineage: Eukaryota; Fungi; Ascomycota; Sordariomycetes; Hypocreales; Nectriaceae
Exons: 2
Coding region: 1-783 (260 amino acids)
Source: RefSeq, a predicted model, not a curated record
AUGGAGACAGCAACGGGGAGUCGGUUGUUAGGUGAGGUUGUUGAGAUGAGCCUUGAAGACGUCCUUCGAAGCUUACGCUCUUCACUCCCUCUGGAUACCAAUGGCUUAAGCAGUCGGGAUCAGGUCCAGCAUCAACCUCAAAUCCAACCAACCAAACUUACACAUAUAUCAGAACUUGAUGAGAUCACGGCCGCUCACUUCCAUACCACAAAAUCUGCUGGUCUUGGCAUAUCUGGUCGCCAUCUACCACUCCUGUACAGGCUCAUAUCAAACCUCAUCUGUCCGCCGCACCUCUACGCCAUUCUGGUCAUCGACAUUGAAGGUCGUUUUGAUGCCACGCGCCUGACUUGUUCACCAUCUCAUCUGCAACACGUCUACGUCCAUCGACCAGCACGAAGUGAUCCAGAGCAUACUCGUGUUCUUGUAGCUGAGGCAGAGGGCAUUCUUCUCUAUGGCAGCGUCGCACAGGCGAGUGCCGGCCGCGAAUGGUGGGGGACUAUCGUUGUAGGUGGCGUUGGGGCUGGUGAUAUCGCAGCAGGCUGGAAGGGAUGGUUACGUGUUGAUCGCGAGAAUGUCCGUGGCUUCGCACCGGGUGUCAGCGCAGAGGAAGCUUUGGACCAGAAGAAGCAGAGACAAGAUAUCGUAGAUGCAGCUGGCUGGGUAGCUACCUCGCAGUGGGGAGGUUUCAUCUUCAAGGAGGCUGAUGAGAAGAUACUGGAAGAGGAUGCGGACCCAGAGGAAGCCUUGGAUAAUGAUGAGAGAGACGAGAAUACCCGAGACUGA